This is a messenger RNA of Acanthoscelides obtectus, 510 nucleotides long. The record is from the annotation of a GenBank genome assembly. Lineage: Eukaryota; Metazoa; Arthropoda; Insecta; Coleoptera; Chrysomelidae.
AUGUCAACAGUCGAUCACUCUGAGAGCCCGUCCGCAAGCUCCCGCUGCACUCCGCUUCCCCCUUACCCUCGAAAACAAAGCCGUGAUUUAACCUGGAGAAUUCGCUGCAGUCUGUACAGCAAAGCGCGGCAUAAACGUUAUUGUAAUAGUAUAGUCAAUAUUCAAUAUAGUAUCGAGUUUUUACGCGACUUUAUAGUUUACAGUGGGUUGGACAUUGGAUUAAAAAACAUUAAUAAUAGAGAGAUACGUUGAAGGAGACUAAAAAACUAUUAGAAAUUGUGGUAACAACUCCCAUGACGACAUCAGAGGCUGAACGAUGUUUUUCAACCCUAAAUCGGAUCAAGACCUUUAUCAGAAAUUCAAUGAUUGAAGAUCGUCUAACAGCUCUCUCCAUGCUAUCCAUUGAGAAAAAGUUUAUCUCUAAAAUAGACAAUUUUAAUGAAAAAGUGAUUACAAAAUUUGCAAGCAGAAAAGAGCGUAGGAUAGACUUAAUUUACAAAAAAUAGGUAA